Messenger RNA from Talpa occidentalis (Iberian mole), 5811 nucleotides. It is a transcript of the gene LIN28B, whose product is annotated as lin-28 homolog B. Gene Ontology annotation, molecular function: nucleic acid binding; zinc ion binding. Bases 608 to 1369 code for a protein of 253 amino acids. The transcript has 5 exons. Lineage: Eukaryota; Metazoa; Chordata; Mammalia; Eulipotyphla; Talpidae. The record is from RefSeq and is a predicted model, not a curated record.
GGUCAUUCAACCAGGUUUCAUCAGCCCCAGCAGGGUUACUGCUACUGAGCACCGAAUUCUUAAAGGGAAGAAAAGCGUAACAUGUUGCUGUAUUUAAAUAGCCUUUGCUCCUAAAGGAGCCCGAGACCGGCUUGCGAGGCACGCGCGUGCACGUAUAUGACUGUGCCGUUUUUUCUAAAUCGACGAUUCGCGAGGACCCUCCUUUGUGUUUAAGUAGAAGCACGAAAUCAGCAUUCCGAUUUAUCGUAAAGAAGCGUCCCAAAUUGUCUUUGAGAUAACAUGAGUUUUUCGUGUUCAUUCAUAAAGUAUUUGGGUGUCAGCAUAGAUGAAAUGGCGAUUGGUUAUCUCUUCCUCUUGCCAGCCCCUUAAGGAUCCGAGGUGAAAUUAGUAGCAAGAAAGCAUGUAAUUGACAAAGUCACGUGUGCUCAGGGGGCCAGAAACUGGAGAGAGAAGAGAAAAAAAUCAAAAGAGGGAAAGCACAUUAGACCAUGCGAGCUAAAUUUGUGAUCGCCCAAAAUCAAGAUGUGAGAUUGAUGCAGAAGAUCACUCCGUUCCAAAGGGAAAGUUUUCAUCUCACGAGUUUGGAGCAGAGGGCCCGUGGGGCAACAUGGCCGAAGGAGGGGCAAGCAAAGGUGGUGGAGAAGAGUCCGGGAAGCUGCCGGAGCAGGCAGAGGAGGAAUCCCAGAUUUUGCACGGAACUGGCCACUGUAAGUGGUUCAAUGUGCGAAUGGGAUUUGGAUUCAUCUCCAUGAUAAAUCGAGAGGGAAGCCCCUUGGAUAUUCCAGUCGAUGUAUUUGUACACCAAAGCAAAUUAUUCAUGGAAGGAUUUAGAAGCCUAAAAGAAGGAGAACCAGUGGAAUUCACAUUUAAAAAAUCUUCCAAAGGCCUUGAAUCAAUACGGGUAACAGGACCUGGUGGGAGUCCCUGUUUAGGAAGCGAAAGAAGACCCAAAGGGAAGACACUACAAAAAAGAAAACCAAAGGGAGAUAGAUGCUACAACUGCGGCGGCCUUGAUCAUCAUGCUAAGGAAUGUAGUCUACCUCCUCAGCCAAAGAAGUGCCAUUACUGUCAGAGCAUCACGCACAUGGUGGCCAACUGCCCACACAAGACUGUUGCGCAGCCGCCCGCCAGUUCUCAGGGAAGGCAGGAGGGGGAGUCUCCGCCGUGCACGUCCGUGGGCCUGAGAGAGGCGUGGGCAGGGCAGGGCUGCCCGUCUCAGCCGUUUCCUCAGGAGGCGAGGUCCGAGAUCUCAGAGAUCUCAGAGUGGCCGGGCAGGUCGUCUCUAGAAGCUUCCUCCGCGAAGUCAGCUGCAGCGCCAGAAGAACAAAACAAAAAGGGGCCUUCCGUUCAAAAAAGGAAAAAGACAUAACCCUUCUUAAUGUAUUGUCUUUCCCCAGUUGGGAAGUCUACCUCAUGCAAGUACAGGGGAACAGUAUUUCACAAACAGCAGCGGACCUGGGAUUUUAACUACUGUUGAAGAACUGUGAAUGUUUUUUAAACAGACAAAUCACUCUUAAGCAAAACACAUUGGAGCAGGGUGUCAUGUUUUAUGUUAUUCAGUGAGUAAGAUACUAUGUAUAUCUAUUUGUGCAUGUGUGAGAGGGAGAGAGCUCUGUGUGUAUGUGAGUGUGUGAGUGUGUGUGUGUGUGUAGAACUUGAUAUAGGAAUGUAGACAUAUAUAUAAAGAGGAUUUGUCUUUAUAUAUGUGUGUAUAUAGAUACAAGCACACACUCUCCCUCAGAGAAUUGGACAUCCUCAAGAAUUAAAAACCCAUAGGAAGCGUUUUAGAUGAUUUUUGAACAUACCACUGGAGUUUUUUCUUGAAAUGCCACUCUCUUUAUAUCACAUAACAAUAAAACAUGACUGUUAACCUUUUGUGUGAACCAAAGGAACACAGCGGAUCUCAGAGCUGCCAAUCAUAUGGUACUAAAGGUUCUCCCGAGUUUGGGAUUGUCUGUUUUUCUUGAUAUCUGUAAAGCGUGUCCCCUACUCCUGCUACCCCUGUUUGAACACAGUACCUUAACUCCAUAUGCCUCUGACUGCCAUAAGCUUUUUUGAAUCUGGGAUAAUAACUCCAGAAAAGACAAUGAAUGUGUAAUUUCUGUGCCGAUAUUUUGAUGUUUUUAAUUCAUAUGUUUUGAUUGUAAAUUAGAUGCCUAUUAAGAGAAAUGAAGGGGAGGGCAAUGUAUAAAUGUCAUGACUUGAUUUUCUUCAGUGGUAUUUUGAUACCAGCGCAUUAUAAUCUUUUAUAUGUUGUGAGGUUUUUAAGGGGUUAUGGCAACAACAGCUUCUCUUGACUAAGUCAAUCUUCCUGACCAUGGCUUUGAGCAGGGGGCCCACCUUUUUUUACUACUGAAGACCUUGGAGGAAAACUCCAGUUGUUUGGUGUACAUUUUUGGUGGCUGUUUUCACCCCCCUGGAGAGUUAUCUAACUCGUUUCUAAAACAAACAAAACAUCCAAAUAUGAAUAAAAUAUCUCAGUUGAGAAUAAAAAUUAGUUGGAUGCACACAACUGCCCAACUUUUAUAGGACUUUGAAUGAUAUUAAAAAGGACAGAUUGGUGUCAGGUAACCAGAGUAGUAUACCUGGGGCAGAGGUGCCAAAACCUCUCCUGCCAGAGAGCUGGAAGUAUUUUAGACAUUAAAAUUGGUUUAUUGAAAGUUAAUUUAUUACUCAUGUUGAAGUAACCUGUGUGAUGGAUUCAGGAUGAACCUUCAGUAAUGGGGAUAGAGAUUCUCAGUGAAUAAACUGGGUAGACCAAUCCAAGUGUUGGUCCCUUUUAAGUUUCAGUCAUGAGAAACAAAUUCACUUUGGUGUCAUCCUGCUUCCAGAGGUUUUGAGUAAAUUUCUGAAACACCUAAAAGAUAUCGAUUAAUUAUAAUGCUUGACAUCCGCAAUGCAUGCAGUUUUGUGUGAGAGUGUUGGCAUAAGCUCAGAUAAUCAAACAAGAAAGAGAAUAGCAUGACUUGAAUGAGACAUACCCUGCUGAACUUAUAUUUCUGCUCCCUCCCCCACUUGCCCUGCCCUGGGAGACUCAGUGGCUGCUGUCUCAGCAAGUCACCCUGCAGGAGAAAAUGCCUCCGGCUGGGCCACCAGUCCUAUACAACUCAGCUUGAAUUUACUAACAGUGUUGGUGAGAAUCUCCACGGUGUACACUGAAAUGGCAGUGUGCUGUGAUGCAAAGCUUACCUUUGACGAUAUUGAAUGUGAAAUAGCUGUAGAGAAGUACUUCCUUGCCUUCUGUGAGGAUUGUAAGCUUAUUUAAAUUAUGUAGACAAAUCAAAGUGGCAUUGCUUAAUUUUUAGCAGGUAUGAUAAGCAGGUUAACAGUAAAAAUGCAAGACAUGAUAAGUCACUUUGAAUAUUCAAACCAAAGUUCCUUGACUUUCUAGAAAUAGAAAAUUAUGGACUUGUGAAUUGGACAGUCCCUGUUUACGCAUAAAAACGUUUAGAGCUGAGAUCAUGGUUUUAAAAAUACAAACAAACAUUGUUAUUACUGUGGACCUUAUGGGUGCAGUUAGAAUCAUUGUAAGCAUCUUACCAGACUGAACUAAGAGCACAUACCAAAUCUAUCAUACGAUUAAAAGUUGGUGUUUAUUUUUUAUAUAAGAAUAGUAUCACUAUUACAUAACAUACUCAGGACAAAGAACUUUGCUCAGGGAACAUACCAUAUAAUGUUGUUGUUUCUUUACAGAGUAGUCUACAGUCUUGCUUACUCAAAUCAAGCCAAAUAACUUAGACCUUUAUAUAAGUAUUAUGUACUGAUAUUAGUAACUACCUCUCAGUUUAACAUAAAUCAAAAUUUCCAGAUAUCAAGUAUCAGUUCUCCUAUUUUUCUUUCAUGUGAAAAGUACUCUUAAAGCAGAAUUCCUGACCUCCUUGCAUAUGUGAAUAUCACUGAUGUGAGCACAGCGUCCAUUUACAUGGGUGAAAUAAUACUCUGUUUACAACAAAAGGCUACCUCAUAGUUGAUGCAUAGCACACCUUACUGCUGCUUCUUCAGCCUUACAGUGGCUGAUAAUUCUCUGGUACAGAACCUUUUUAUCUAGAUUAUAGAUAGCAAUUCACAACUGCAUGUUUCUGACAAAUACUUUUGAAUAAGGAAGCGUCUCAUUUAGUUAGCAGAGUCUCCAAGCAACUCCUUAAAGUUAUCAUGUAUUUAGUUUAAAGACUUGUGGGCAUUCUUCCAAAACAGCAAUCUUGGAAAUCGCUGCUUUGCCCAGAGGUUGGGGGUAGGAAGGGGUAGCAGGAGGAGAGGUUGGUGUAUGAGUACAUUCAUGCUGGGCAAAAGAUGCCAGUCUCCUUCGUUGUGUGUGUGCUGCCCAAAAGCCAGGCAUAUUGCAGCUUGUCCUAGGCACAUAAUUCACUAGCACUGGCUAGCCAAGGAGUGAACACUGAGCGGACAGUGCAAUGCCAUUUCUAGCUACUGAGGGAAAGGGCCUGUGUGAAGCAUCAGUUUACAGGGGUUACUAAUGGGUUGGGCAGGAGGUCUAUGAAUUAGAUACCCCUUGACCUCAUCCCCAUGUCAACACAAGUGUAAUUCCUAAGAAAGAUGCACUACCAGUCUCUCAGCCCUGUAAGCUCUUCAUUGCUACAUGGCAGAUUAUAGUAGAAACAUUUUUAUACUUGCAUUUCCAGCCUAUACUAGAAGACUUUGGAUGUAUUUUUACAAUGGAAAAAUUUAGGAAGAUUUUUACCUGCUUAUAACUUGGAAGUUCGGCGUGCAAUGUAGGGGAAAAGAUCGAGAAAUGUCAUGUUAUUAGCGUCUGUCCAUCUACAAAUAUAAGAUGUUUUUAUUGCCAAUAUAUAUAUUUUUUACAUUCUGGCCUAGUUUUAUUUUGCACCCGUGUGGCCCCAAGUUACUGCUAGUUGUAUUUAGUUUGUGAAUAGAAGCCCAUGAGUGUUAAUAGACUUUGUAACGUUCACUGUAAGAUGAAUUAUACAGGACAUGGGAAAUCUCAUUAAGUCUUAAAGUUAAUUUAAAUUAAUUUAUCUGUUUUCUCUAAGAAAUGUUUAUCAUAAAAUAUAUGUUUGUAUUUCCCCUUUGGUUAUAAAAUUUGGGAAAGUAUGUACAAGUGCAGCUGCACUGACUUUAAUUUUCUAGAUGUCUUAAUGAGAUUGAUUUGUUUUAGAGAGGAGGAACAACUUGUUAAGAGCAUCCCACUCUGUCUUAACAUAGCAGUCAACAGCCUCUUUAAGAUGUGGUGGUUGUGUGAUCUGUGUCUUAGUUGUUCAGUUACAGAGGUUGACCUGAGACUCACUUUUCAAAACUGCAAAGUUAGAGUAAAGUACUAUGAGAAACUAUUAUGCUAUUUAAUACAUCUGUGGCUUAAUGCUUAGGAGAGUUACCAGCUUGAACAUGAUGGUGUUGACUACCUCUUGAAUCACUCACAUCUAUUAACCACUGACACCCACCACAAAGCUGGUUUUACUUAUUAGUCUUUUGCUUUUUUGGUAUUAUCAGCUGUAACCAUACUAGAGACCAAAGUGAACACUGAUUUCUAUGUCUUUAAUAUGGUGUUUUGCCUAGCGUUUUUAAAUUAUCCUGUGUAGUAUUUAGAUUACCUCAUUGUCCAUUUUGACUCAUGUUGUUUACAAGUGAAAAUUGAAACACUUGAACUGUAUCUUUUUAAAGAAGUAGAUGUUUGGAAUGUCAUUUUACUCAUGUACAGUCAUCUUGAUGGACUAAAAUACUGUUUGCCUUUCUGCAGACUAUGGAUUUUAUAUUCUCAUUUCAUCCCUAAUAUCUUAUUCUGUCAAUUAUGGAUAUUUUGAGGUUUAAAAUAUUACUUGAUUAAAAAUAAAACAUAUA